AUGAACGGGUUACAACUUCGCGACGCCAUCUUUAAACGGGAGUACGGCAAUCCAUAUCUCUCUCCGAGAGGGAUGCAAGGUUUAGUUGUCAGUGUGGUCUUUACAUCGCUCGCAGCUUCCUUCGUUGGGAUUCGCCUAUAUACGCGACUCAAAUUCCUGAGGCGCCUGGAAGCCAAUGACUGGAUGGUUGUCAUCGCACUGAUCAGUUCUUUCAUCUUCAUGGGCUUGGACAUCGUCGAGGCUACGAGUGGCAUGGGAAUGCAUCUCAAAGAUAUCCCACCCAAUAUCCUUGAGAGACAGCUAAAGGCCUUCUGGCUCACGAUCCCCUUUUACAAUGCCGCCGUCCUCUGCGCAAAAGCAUCCAUUCUCAUGCAAUACUUCCGCGUCUUCCCGACUCGACGUAUGCGCAUCGUCUGCUGGGUAGUGAUCACAAUUCUGGGUGUGUAUGGAACUUGGUGUAUAGUCAGCGCCUUCUUAACUUGUAUACCUGUGGCCAAGUUCUGGAACCCUACACUCCCCGGCUUUUGUUUGAGCAGGCCGGGUCUAUGGUUUUCGAAUGCCAGCAUGCACAUCACUACUGAUUUGGUCAUUCUGAUUAUUCCUAUUCCGGCUUUGAUGGCCAUUGAUAUCCCAAAGAGGCAGAAGAUUGCUUUGAUGAUUAUGUUUGCUUUGGGUGGUUUUGUCUGCAUUACCAGCAUUGUCCGUUUGGUCAGUCUCAAGAAGAUAUCCGACUCAACUGAUCCUACUUACGAUAACGUCGGCGCUGCCUCAUGGUCCGCCAUCGAAUGCAACACCGGCAUCAUCUGCGCCUGCCUCCCAACUCUAAAGCCUCUCCUCUCCAGGAUCGUCCCGGGUCUCAUGUCCACCUUUAACGGGAGCAAGCCCACGCAGGGUGUAUCCAACGAGCGCUCAGUCACCUGGAACGACGAAUCCACACUCGGUGCACCCUGCGAAGACCCCGAGUAUGGAGCAGGGGAUCCAGAACGCGUAUUGGAGCUGUCUGCUGGAAAUAAUCUUCAGUAUGGGGGCAGGUCUCUAGUUGAGAAGAAUCAGACGGCGGAUGAUACUUCGAUUGCGGAGCUUAUGAAGCACCAGCACCACCAGCACCACCAGCAUCGACACCAGUAUAGCAUUUCGACUGGUUCGUUCCCCUUGCACAAAUGA
Messenger RNA from Penicillium daleae, 1164 nucleotides. RefSeq lists its product as uncharacterized. The transcript has 5 exons. NCBI's taxonomy places the organism in Eukaryota, Fungi, Ascomycota, Eurotiomycetes, Eurotiales, Aspergillaceae. The record is from RefSeq and is a predicted model, not a curated record. Bases 1 to 1164 code for a protein of 387 amino acids.